This is a messenger RNA of Pezoporus flaviventris, 1624 nucleotides long. It is a transcript of the gene KLF9, whose product is annotated as KLF transcription factor 9. The transcript is spliced from 2 exons. Gene Ontology annotation, molecular function: DNA-binding transcription factor activity, RNA polymerase II-specific; RNA polymerase II cis-regulatory region sequence-specific DNA binding. Lineage: Eukaryota; Metazoa; Chordata; Aves; Psittaciformes; Psittacidae. The coding region runs from base 58 to 759 and encodes 233 amino acids. The record is from RefSeq and is a predicted model, not a curated record. Gene Ontology annotation, biological process: regulation of transcription by RNA polymerase II.
ACACACACACACCCCUCACACACACACACACCCCGGUCGUCGGGGCGCGGCCGCACCAUGUCGGCCGUCGCCUACGUGGACUUCGUGGCGGCGCAGUGCCUGGUUUCGAUCUCUAACCGCUCGGCCGUGCCCGAGGCAGCGCGGCUGAAGGUACCGGGCGAGGGGGAGGCGGCCCGGGAGCUGCGCGACCCCCGCGAUGCUUGGAAGGACUAUUGCGCCCUGCUAGCCAUCGCCAAGAGCCUGCUGGAACUGAACAAGUACCGGCCGCUGCCCGCCCCCUCCGUCUGCAGCGACAGCGUGGAGAGCCCCGACGAGGACGCUGGCUCCGACAGCGACGCGGCCACGGAGCCGGGCUCCAGCCCUCCCCGCAGCCCGCCGCCGGGGCCGUCCCCCCGCCUGCGCGCCGCCGGGGCCGCCCCCAAGGGGAAGCUGGCCGCCGAGAAGCGACACAAGUGCCCCUACAGUGGCUGCGGCAAGGUCUACGGCAAGUCCUCCCAUCUCAAGGCGCACUACCGCGUGCACACAGGUGAGCGACCGUUCCCCUGCACGUGGCCUGACUGCCUUAAGAAGUUCUCUCGCUCGGACGAGCUCACCCGGCACUACCGAACCCACACCGGUGAGAAGCAGUUUCGAUGCCCCCUUUGCGAGAAGCGGUUCAUGCGGAGCGACCACCUGACAAAGCACGCCCGCCGCCACACCGAGUUCCACCCCAGCAUGAUCAAGCGAUCCAAAAAGUCCAGCUCCAGUAGCUCCUUGUGAAGGCAGGGCCAGCCCGGGGAUGGGAGCAGAGUGGAGGACGCAGGCAGUGGCAUCAGAGCAUGAGCAUCCGCUGCGGCGCCGGUCGCCCUUGCCAUCUGAAAGCAUAUGUUGCUGACAUUCAAAAAGUACUCCGUGCCCCUCGCCCCGUCCUCCAUCUCCCCACCCUGCGCUGGGAACAGCGAUCUGGAGCAAGUGGACUGCAGGGUGAGAGGAGGGAAGGGAUGGCCAGCGGAGGAGGUGACCCAUCUCCUCAAUGUAAACGCUGAUGCUGGUGUAUAUAUGUCUGACUGGAUGGUCUGGCCUGUGCCCCUGCAGUAGUGAGACCCCAAAGUCUUUGUGAUUGCUGUGUCAUGAACAUGUUUUGUUGAACAGUGUAAUGCUGCUUGUAUUUAGAGUUUGUUGAGUAAAAACACUUUCCGAGUCACAUAAAUAACUCAGAUAAAAGCUCCAUAGCACAUUGUAGAAGUGGGUUUACUUCUGUCUCAGAAUGAUCCUGCAUUUUAAGAGACUGUUAAGAAAAAACGUUACAUAUGUUACUAAUAGCAUCUGAGAUGAUAAGAUGAAUUUAUACUCAAGAAGGCCCAUUAAAGUAAAUGGGUCUUUUUAAUUUUUCUUUGUAUUAACUAUACUUUUGAAUAUGAGCUGCACUUUUCCAGUAAAGACAUCAAGAAGAUACUUAAAGCAGAACCCUCCCCCCCACAACAGUUCAGUCAUUUUCUGACCAUGUGUGUAUUUAGUUCUGCUAUUCAUUUAUCUGGAAGAAGACAAGUCAGCCGAGAUAUGUGGCAGGGGUAUGGGAGCAGAAGCACGUCUCUCCUUUGAUCCUAUACUUCUAAUUUGUCAAUAAAUACAGUACUGUACUAUA